AUGUUGCCAGGUUUGCAUGUUGUGCUUACAAUGUUCACUGGCUACUUAGUUGGAUAUGCUGCGUUCAGAGCAUUGUUUGGCCACAGUCCUGCUAUGAGUGCUGCUGGGGGAAUCCUUGGAUUAGUUUGCGGAAUGCUUGUAGAAACGCUUCUUUUCAUUGUUAGAUCUUCUAGUCAAGAUUUGAGACCCAAGUCUUCUACUUCCAAGCUAAAGAAGAAUCAGUAG
Ilex paraguariensis (yerba mate) is the source of this 225-nucleotide messenger RNA. NCBI's taxonomy places the organism in Eukaryota, Viridiplantae, Streptophyta, Magnoliopsida, Aquifoliales, Aquifoliaceae. The record is from the annotation of a GenBank genome assembly.